AAAGUGGGUAGUAGAGAGUGUAUAACUGUAUAAAGCAGGGAGACUCAGAUAGUGCUUUUGUAGUUGUAGAGAGACAGAGAAAGUGAGAGAAAGUGAGAGAAAAGAACAUGGCCUUGGUGUAUUAGCGUAAUGAAGAAAGAAAGAUCAACACAAAAGGAAUUGCAUUUCUGAAACUCUCUCUCUAUAUCUAUAAGUUUCUCUCUCCCUCUCUGAAGCUUCUGUUUCCAUUCCGAUCUUCCCUACCAAACCCUAGCUCUGCUUCACUUUUUCUCACUUGAAGAAGCUAAAAAUACCCCCCCUUUUUUUCAUGGAAAAGCUCUGAUUUGUUGAGAAUUUGUUAAUUGGAUUUUCACUUCUGCGAGAAUUGGAGCUCUAAUGGUGGGAAUCUGAGCUUUGGGUUUCGAGUUUUUGUUCGCAGAACAAAUUUUUGGUGUUUUGUGAUGGCGAUGGAAGGUGCAUUGUCGUUCUCCGCGGCGUCUUUGGUGGAGGAUGUUCUUCAACAGCAUGGGAUUCGAUCCAGAGAUCUUGAUUUGGAGUCACGCAGAGCAGGGGAAGCCGCAACGAGGAGGUAUGAAGCAGCUGGGUGGCUGAGGAAGAUGGUUGGUGUAGUGGGAGCUAAAGACUUGCCAGCAGAGCCUUCCGAGGAUGAGUUUAGGCUCGGUUUGAGAAGUGGUUUAAUUCUUUGCAAUGUAAUCAAUAAAGUUCAACCCGGUGCUGUGCCAAAGGUGGUAGAGAGUCCAUGCGAUUCUACUCUUAUACCUGAUGGGGCAGCUUUGUCAGCAUAUCAGUAUUUUGAGAAUGUGAGGAACUUUCUUGUUGCUGUGCAAGAGAUGGGGCUUCCUACUUUUGAGGCAUCUGAUCUGGAACAAGGAGGGAAAUCUGCAAGGAUAGUGAACUGUGUUCUUGCACUUAAAUCCUACAGUGACUGGAAACAGACCGGCGGAAAUGGGGUAUGGAAAUUUGGGGGAAAUGUGAAACCUACAACAUCUGUAAAGCCUUUUGUGCGAAAAACUUCAGAGCCAUUCACAAAUUCAUUGUCAAGGAACUUGUCAACGAGUGAAAAAUCCUUGAAUACAAUAUCCCAUGACCUUGACUCUAAUAAUAAGUUGCAGCCUAAUUCUUCCUUGAGCAUGCUUGUUCGUGCAGUUCUAUUAGAUAAGAAGCCUGAUGAAGUUCCAACUCUGGUGGAAUCCGUGCUAAAUAAGGUUGUCGAGGAGUUUGAGCAUCGCAUUUCAAGCCAAGUUGAAUUGAAGAAAACAAGUCCAAAAGAUCUGGCCACUUCUCAAAGGAAUGCAUCUCUUUUAAAACAUGCUUCUGGUGAUUUGAAGAUAGAAGACAAAAAUGUAGCUCGGAUUAAGAUGGAGCAAUGCUUUCGUAAAAACAACUCUGAUGAGGAGUCAAAGAAACAAUUGCUGAAGCAGAAAACAAUCUUUGACCAACAAGAGAGAGAUAUUAAGGAGCUGAAGCAAACCCUUCAUACUACAAAAGCUGGAAUGCAGUUUAUGCAAAAGAAGGUCCAUGAGGAGAUGCAGAAUCUUGGUGUACAUAUUUAUGGCCUUGCACAUGCAGCAUCUGGAUAUCAUAAAGUUCUUGAGGAGAAUCGUAAGUUGUACAAUCAAGUGCAGGAUCUUAAAGGAAGUAUUAGGGUUUAUUGUCGAGUAAGACCUUUCUUACCUGGACAAUCAAACUAUUCAAGUUCCGUGGAUUGCAUUGAAGAAGGAACUAUUACUAUAAAUACCCCAUCAAAAUAUGGAAAGGGACGUCGAUCCUUCAACUUCAACAAAGUUUUUGGGCCCUCAGCAACCCAAGGGGAGGUAUUUUCAGAUACCCAACAGCUGAUUCGAUCUGUUCUGGAUGGUUAUAAUGUAUGUAUAUUUGCAUAUGGCCAGACUGGAUCAGGAAAAACUUUUACAAUGACUGGACCGAAGGAGCUUACAGAGCAAAAUAAAGGUGUAAAUUACAGAGCGUUGGGUGAUUUGUUUCUUCUCGCAGAGCAAAGGAAGAGCACAUUUCGCUAUGAUGUUUCUGUUCAGAUGAUUGAGAUUUACAAUGAGCAAGUUAGAGAUCUCCUUGUUACUGACGGUCUUAACAAAAGAUUAGAAAUCCGCAACAGUUCUCAGACAGGUCUCAAUGUGCCAGAUGCAAGCCUUGUUCAAGUGAAAUCAACAUCUGAUGUUAUUGACUUGAUGAACAUAGGACAAAGGAAUCGUGCAGUGGGUGCAACAGCCCUCAACGACCGCAGUAGUCGCUCUCAUAGUUGCUUGACGGUUCAUGUCCAUGGAAGAGACUUGACAUCUGGAACUAUUCUUCGUGGCUGUAUGCAUUUAGUUGAUUUGGCAGGAAGUGAGAGGGUAGACAAAUCUGAAGUGACCGGAGAUAGACUAAAAGAAGCACAACACAUUAACAAAUCCCUCUCUGCUCUAGGGGAUGUGAUCUCUUCCCUGGCCCAAAAGAAUUCACAUGUUCCCUACAGAAAUAGCAAACUCACACAACUCCUACAGGACUCACUUGGAGGGCAGGCCAAGACACUAAUGUUUGUUCACAUAAGUCCCGAGUCUGAUGCUCUUGGAGAAACAAUAAGUACACUCAAAUUUGCAGAGCGGGUUGCGACUGUUGAACUUGGUGCAGCCCGAAUUAACAAAGACAGUGCAGAUGUUAAAGAGCUGAAAGAACAGAUUGCUAGUCUAAGGGCAGCCUUAACACGGAAAGAGGGGGCAAUGGAACCCAUGCAGCAUGCUGUAUCUGGCAGCCCAUGCAGCAUAGUGUCCUCUCCUUCUUACCCACAGGGAGGAGAUAUGUUGGCCGAUCACACAAGUCAUAGGAAACCAAUGGGAGAUGUGGGCAACAUAGAGGUUCGGAACAACUCCACCUUGAGGCAAAAGAUGAAAAGCUUUGAUCUUGAUGAGCUGUUAGGAAAUUCCCCUCCCUGGCCUCCAGUGAGUAAUACUGAUCAAAUUUACGGGGAGGAUGAUAAAGAAAUGGGCUCAGGUGAGUGGGUGGACAAGGUCAUGGUGAACAAGCAAGAUGCUUUACGUGGAAAUGGGAACCCUUUAGGAUGUUGGGAAGCGGACAAUGGGCAUAUGUCUGAUAUUUUCUACCAGAAAUAUCUCUCAGAUUCUUCCAAAAUUUACCCGGAACAAUCAUACAACAUAUUCGCAGGAAACAAUCAAUUUGACAUUGCUACUUCUGAUUAUUUGGAUGAGAUUGAUGCUGGCACCAGUGACUCAUCGGAGCCAGAUUUACUUUGGCAAUUCAAUCAUGCGAAACUGACGAGCAUAACCAAUGCGGUUGGCUCAAGGACCCAAAAAUCAAAUUCAAAGCCUGCGAAGAGCCCAGAACUAAGUAGGAAUAUGGUUCCUAAAGUAGGCCCUUCGCCAUCUCGGAAACAAUCAAAUGGGGUUGGCACCCCUCUGCAGAGGAAUGGUAGGCAGACCCCUGCUGAAAUGAAACGGAAAGCUGGGAAUAGAAAGUAAGAAAUUUGUUAGGUACCUGUGAGGAAGGUGUAUUCUUUCUUUUUUAUUUUAUUUUUUCUUUUUGUAAUUUGAGAGUGAGAGAGGUUUCAUGAUAUAGGUUUUUUUUUCUUCUUUUGGGUUGGUUAAUUUUUUUAUUUUAUUAUAUACGUCUUUGCAGCAAUAGUUCAGUUGCUUGUAUUUGUUUAUAAUAUCACACUAAAAAAAUAAAAAAUAAAAAAAGAAUUCAAAUUA
Messenger RNA from Cornus florida, 3704 nucleotides. Its product is annotated as kinesin-like protein KIN-14I. The transcript is spliced from 19 exons. Gene Ontology annotation, molecular function: microtubule binding; microtubule motor activity; ATP binding. The coding region runs from base 441 to 3473 and encodes 1010 amino acids. Gene Ontology annotation, biological process: microtubule-based movement. The record is from RefSeq and is a predicted model, not a curated record. Lineage: Eukaryota; Viridiplantae; Streptophyta; Magnoliopsida; Cornales; Cornaceae.